GCGGCUCAAAAGGUCAAUAGCCGUUUAAACGGUGAAUAUAAAAUCCAGGAGGGAGCUUCUCCCCGUUUUUUUUAUGCCAAGAGUUCUGUCAGCGAUGGACGUCAAAUCACUCAGCUACCGAGCUUGUCAAUUGCUUAUCCUCCUUAUUGUUGGUAUUACACCGCUCGCCUAUGUGUAUGUGGCUGGUCUGCUCUACUUUCUUUUGCAUGGCAUCCACGGACGUGACUUGGCAUACCCCAAUUACCCUUACGGGUGGAAGGGUGUUGCCUUCAAUAUCUAUACGACAUGGAUGCUAGUGGAGGCCCUCUGGUUGCCGUAUCACUUGUAUACCUUCAACAGAUUACGGUCUAGGCGCCAAACCGCACACGCUGCACGGGAUGCAGAUGAGAGACGGACGCUUCUGGCAAAGUGUUUGAACGCAAUCGGAGACGCCUCCAGCAUAAGGAAGAUGAUUGAGGGCUGGUUUUUUGAGACUCCGAUCGAGCAGAUUCGCCGGGGGAACGUAGCUGAAUGGGCUGCCUGGGCAUUUUUCGACAAGGAAUACACCGAGCUUAAUGACUUAGAAUUGGAAGAGGUGGAUGAGAUGGUCAAAGAAACCGAGCAGCGAAUUCAGUAUCGGCUCAAAGAUGGGUACGAUAAACGCGUCAAAUGCAUUCGGUUGACAAUAGAUAAGAUGCAAAUGCUGCAUCGACCCUUCAUAUAUUACGUAACCAUCUCGAUCAUGCACGCUAUCGGACAUGUUUUCUUGCGGUUUCUGGGUUUUCGAGAAGCUUCAGUUACGGCCAAGGGGAACACUACCGGUACUCGCCAGCGGUACUUUUACCGCCCAGGAUCUUCGUCUGCAAAAAAACUAGAGGAUACUCGUCCUAUAGUAUUCAUCCACGGAAUUGGCAUCGGGUUCCUGCAUUAUAUGCCGCUUGUGGCCCGUUUGCCGCGCGAUGUUGAUGUGUUCCUCCUCGAUUGGCCGCAUGUGUCAAUGCGUCUUGCGGAGACCGUUCCUAGCAUCGAAGAUACCGUAUCGAGUCUCGCUACCAUCUUGACCAGGCAUAAUCACACUAAAGCCUGCUUUAUCGCUCAUUCUCUCGGAACGGCUGCUGUGAGUUGGAUGAUCCACCAUAGACCUGAUAUGGUCGCCUCUACAUUAUUCCUUGAUCCAAUUGUCUUCCUUCUGGUUCACCCAGCCAUUGCUUACAAUUUCGUGUAUCGUGCACCGACGACGACUACUGAGCUCCUGAUGCAUUAUUUCGUCUCUCGAGAGCUCUACAUUGCGCACUCGCUCGCUCGACACUUUAAUUGGUCCGAAAAUGUAUUAUUCAAGGAGGACCUCCCGAAAAGUGAACAACACCUCGUUCUCUUGUCGAGCAACGAUCAGAUAGUUCCCUCGCAGGCAGUUAGGCAGUAUCUUCAAAAUUCGAACGUCGAACUGUUAUGGCUUGAGAAGACUGCCCAUGGGGCUCUAAUGUUCAAGCAAGAUGCGCUAUCUGUACUUCAAUGUAAAAUUGAAGAGGCAUGCGGUCUCCGAGCGUGA
Molecule: messenger RNA, 1528 nt
Organism: Spizellomyces punctatus DAOM BR117
Lineage: Eukaryota; Fungi; Chytridiomycota; Chytridiomycetes; Spizellomycetales; Spizellomycetaceae
Exons: 1
Coding region: 74-1528 (484 amino acids)
Source: RefSeq, a predicted model, not a curated record